Molecule: messenger RNA, 870 nt
Organism: Malassezia pachydermatis
Lineage: Eukaryota; Fungi; Basidiomycota; Malasseziomycetes; Malasseziales; Malasseziaceae
Product: citrate lyase beta subunit
Exons: 8
Coding region: 1-870 (289 amino acids)
Biological process (GO): oxaloacetate metabolic process
Molecular function (GO): magnesium ion binding; catalytic activity
Source: RefSeq, a predicted model, not a curated record
AUGCUUGUCAAGAGCCGCCGGAUGACCCCAGAUACGAUAGUGUUUGAUCUGGAAAAUAGCGUGGCGGAGCAUCGUAAGGGCACAGCGCAGGGCAUGGUAUUGCAGGCUCUGCAGGCAGCGCCCUCCGAGGGCCCCGAAUUGGCAGUGCGCAUAAAUGCCCCAUCGACACGCCGCGAUGUGGCAGAGAGUGACUUGGAUAUUGUAUUGCAAAGCCAUCGUGUGCAGGCCGUGCUCCUGCCGAAAGUCGAGCAGGUCGAGGACAUUGAAAUGGUCGCAUCGUGUGCGGCUCGCACAGGCUCAUACAGUGCGACAUCGCCUCUCAAUAUGAUUGUCUCGAUUGAGAGUGCUGCAUCCCUGCUGCACAUACCGACGCUCAUUGAAAAGGCAAAGGACCGCUUGGCUUCAUACGACCAUGUGGCGCGCAUUGUCGCCUUGUUGUUUGCCAGUGAGGACUACUGUGCAGCUACAGGUGUGCGACGUACCCGUGAUCGUCGUGGCCUGCUCUUUCCCCGCUCACAGCUCGUGACGAUCGCGAAAGCGUACCAACUGCAAGCGAUCGAUAUGGUAUGCAUAGAAUACAAAGACGAAGCCUAUCUACAUGAAGAAUGCGAGGAAGGCGCAAUGCUCGGCUUCGAUGGCAAGCAGGCGAUUCAUCCUGCUCAGCUGGAUGUAAUGCGACGGGCCUUCUCGCCCUCCGAACAGGACAUUGCGUUAGCGCAAGCGAUUUGGGACGCCUACAAGCAGGGCGUGGCACAGAACAAAGGCGCUGUUGGCCUGACGCACAACGGCCGUGAUGUGAUGAUCGAUGCUCCCAUGCUCCUUCAGUCUAAGCGUACAUUGCGCCAAGCAGGCAUUGAACUAGUCGAGUAG